This is a messenger RNA of Pochonia chlamydosporia 170, 717 nucleotides long. RefSeq names its product ribosomal protein S25, mitochondrial. The record is from RefSeq and is a predicted model, not a curated record. Gene Ontology annotation, molecular function: structural constituent of ribosome. Lineage: Eukaryota; Fungi; Ascomycota; Sordariomycetes; Hypocreales; Clavicipitaceae. The transcript is spliced from 2 exons. Bases 1 to 717 code for a protein of 238 amino acids. Gene Ontology annotation, cellular component: mitochondrial small ribosomal subunit.
AUGGGCGGCCGCCAAAUACGACCCGCACGGGUCUUCCAGUCCGUCACGGAAGAGCUCAAACACCAAAUGCUCGCCGGCCACAACACCCCCCAACCGCCAUGGUACCAAGUCAUGAACUCUGUUCCUCCCGCCGAAACACUCGUCCGCAACGUCACACCCCGCCAUCGCAUGCCGAACCCCAAAGCCAAAAAGCCCAAGAAACUAUUCCGCCCCCAACGCAUCAGCUACCCCGAGGACGCUCUCCGAACGAGCUUCUACAAAGACCACCCGUGGGAACUGGCACGGCCGCGAAUCAUCCUCGAAUUAGACGGAAAGGACUACCAGCACUACGAUUGGAGCAAGGGCCUGCGACAGCCCGGUGUUGCUCUAACAGGAGAAUGCGUCGUCCAACGCCAACUAUACCUCAUGGAGAACGAAAAGAUGAGCAAACGCAAAGCAUAUGACACCGCGCGCAAAGAAUUCUACAGACUCCGUCAGGAAGAAGCCAUUGAGAGGAGAAUCGCCGUCGAGGAAGCCAAGCACGUGGGCGCGUACUUUGGCAAGUCACGACUAGAUGUGGGCAUGCUGCUCGAGGACCAAGAAUUUGAAAACUGGAAGAUCUGGGCGGGCAAGGAGGCGGCAGACAGGGAAGCGAGAGCAAAUGCGGAUAUCGAAACGUUUGGAGAGGAGGAGGGCGAGGAGCUGGAUGUGCAGGCGGCCGAGCCUGCAACAGCGUAA